GAGCCGGGAGCCGGGAGCCGGCAGCCAGGCCCCCUGCCCUGCCCUGCCCUGCCCGGUCUGGCCCAGCCCUGCCGUGCCCUGCCCUGCCGUGCCCUGCCCUGCUCCACUCCCUGCCCUGCUCCACGCCCUGCCUUGCCCUGCCCCGGCCCGCCCUCACACGGCAAUGUCGGACAGAGCGGAGGGGCCCGCGGGGGGCCCCUCUGGCUCCCCCGGCUCCCCUGGCUCCCCCACCCGCGACUCCGCCGGUGUCUCCGAGCCGCGGAUCAUCAAAGUUACGGUGAAGACUCCCAAGGAGAAGGAGGAGUUCGCCGUUUCCGAGACCAGCAGCAUCCGGCAGUUCAAGGAAGAAAUCUCUAAGCGUUUCAAGUCCCACACUGAUCAGCUUGUGUUGAUAUUUGCUGGAAAAAUUUUAAAAGAUCAAGAUACUUUGACUCAGCAUGGAAUUCAUGAUGGACUCACUGUUCACCUGGUUAUCAAAACACAGAACAGAUCACAAGACCACCCAACUCAACAGGCAAACACGUCUGGGAGUUCUGCUACCACAUCAACAUCAAGCAGUAGCACCUCAACACCAGCGUCAACAAAUAGUAAUCCCUUUGGCCUGGAGUUGGGGCAUCCAUCACCUCCCUGGAUAAACUGUUCCAGUGUUUCACCACAAACUUCACUACAAGAUUUGUACUGUUUCACCUUCAGUGGUGGCCUUGGAGGUUUGGCAGGCCUGAGUAGCCUGGGCUUAAAUACUUCAAACUUCUCGGAGCUGCAAAGUCAGAUGCAACGACAACUUAUGUCCAACCCGGAAAUGAUGGUUCAGAUAAUGGAGAAUCCAUUUGUUCAGAGCAUGCUUUCAAAUCCUGACCUUAUGAGGCAGUUAAUUAUGGCUAACCCUCAAAUGCAGCAACUGAUACAGAGAAAUCCAGAAAUCAGUCACAUGCUGAAUAAUCCAGAUAUAAUGAGACAGACACUAGAACUUGCUAGAAACCCUGCAAUGAUGCAGGAAAUGAUGCGAAACCAGGAUCGAGCUUUGAGCAACCUUGAAAGUAUACCAGGGGGAUACAAUGCCUUGCGGCGUAUGUACACAGACAUCCAGGAGCCAAUACUGAAUGCAGCACAGGAACAGUUUGGAGGUAACCCAUUUGCUUCUUUAGUAAGCAAUGCAUCAGCAGGAGGCGACAAUCAGCCAUCUCGUACAGAAAAUAGAGAUCCUCUGCCAAAUCCGUGGGCUCCUCAGUCCAGCUCACAGACUUCCACAACAAAUACUGGCACUACUGGUGAGAGCAGUGGCAGCAGUAAUGACGAAAGUAGCACUUCAGGCACAACGGGACAGAGCUCAACUGGACCAAAUUUGGGACCUGGGCUUGGAGCUGGUAUGUUCAAUACACCAGGAAUGCAGAGCUUAUUACAGCAGAUAACAGAAAACCCACAACUUAUGCAGAAUAUGUUGUCUGCACCCUACAUGAGAAGCAUGAUGCAAUCGUUAAGCCAGAAUCCCGAUCUUGCAGUACAGAUGAUGUUGAAUAAUCCUUUAUUUGUUGGAAAUCCUCAACUUCAGGAACAAAUGAGACAACAACUUCCAACUUUUCUUCAGCAAAUGCAGAAUCCUGACACGUUAUCAGCUAUGUCAAACCCCAGAGCAAUGCAGGCUCUGCUACAGAUUCAGCAGGGCUUGCAGACAUUAGCAACAGAAGCACCGGGGCUUAUACCAGGGUUUAAUCCUGGUUUGGGUGGAGGGGGAAGCAGUGGAACUCCUACAGCAUCCACUGUACCUAGUUCUGUUUCCACUGAAAAUACAAGUCCGGCUUCAGGAACUGCUGAACCUGGUCACCAACAGUUUGUCCACCAGAUGUUGCAGGCACUUGCUGGUGCAAAUGCUCAGCAGUUACAAAAUCCAGAAGUUCGAUUUCAGCAACAACUGGAACAGCUGAGCGCAAUGGGCUUUCUGAACCGUGAAGCAAAUUUACAAGCACUAAUAGCAACAGGAGGAGACAUCAAUGCAGCUAUUGAAAGGCUGCUUGGUUCUCAGCCUUCAUAGCAGUGUUUCUUUUAACUUGAAAAAUGUAAUUUAUUUUUGAUAACACCUCUUUAAUCUUUCAGAUUGCUUUAUUUCAUUCUGACUCUUGGGAUUGUCUUGUUAUAACUAAAACCAAUCUGAUGCAUUUGAAGGUGGAGUGCAGUAGUUUUCUUCAGACUUUGGGAAUCAAUGCAUGUUCACUUUUGAGUGCAUCAGUUCUUUUGUUCAGCAUUAUUUGUGAUUUUUUGGAAACAGUAUCAGCUUUCACAGUUGGAUGAACAAGUUUUGUCUGACCUACAAAUGGCCAAUUUAUUUACUACUUAAACAGUAUCCUUCAAUAGUAAUUUAUGUAGAUUACACAUUAAAAAGGAAACAAAUUAUUGAAGCUGUGGGUACCAAUACUGCUUAUUGUGAUUUUAGCAUGUUUUAUUCUCUUGACUAGCAAAAUGCUGGAAGAUUUAUACCACUUGAGUAAUCUACCAUCUUUUACUUUAAUUUGUCUAAGGUAUAAACACAAUAUAUACAACAGAGACAGCUCAUUUCUAGAGAUGUACACAAUACAAUAGAGUGAAAUUGUAAGCAAUGAAAAAACAAAAAAAAACCCAAAGCAACAAGAAAAAACCCCACAAAAAAAACCCCAAAAAACAAACAAGCAAAAAAAAAAAAAAAAAAAACCCACAAAAAACUCCAAAAAAACCGACAAAAAAAAAAAAACAUCAUAGGACUUGAAUUUGGUGUAGAACUGCCCAGGAUCUUUGGUAACUAUCUGAGAAAAAAUGCUUAAGCAACUUCAGUUAAAAUAUGCUAGAAUUACUGUUCUGGUUGUCUCUUUACAUUUAACUGUACAGAAACUUGCAUUAUAACAUUAUUUCAAUAUUCACAGAUUUAACUGUAAAUUACUUUUGUCAUUGUCCAAAUUAAAGAGCCACAGCCUUGUGCGCUGGAAUUGCUUCUAUGGCUAUUUGGCUUGUUCCACUGAGAUUUUUACAUGUAUUCUGAUUUAUAAUUGGAGAAAUUACUUCUAUUCAUGGUCAUGUGAUACUCUAAUUACUUUUAACCACCAAGUAAAAAAAUACUGUAUAUCUUUUGAGUUUCUAUUGGUAGUUACUUCUCUUGUGCACAGGUAAUAAAUGAAUUAAAAAAAUCUUUAAGCAUCUUG
Molecule: messenger RNA, 3167 nt
Organism: Agelaius phoeniceus (red-winged blackbird)
Lineage: Eukaryota; Metazoa; Chordata; Aves; Passeriformes; Icteridae
Source: RefSeq, a predicted model, not a curated record